AACAAGGACUGUAUCUUUGUCUUCUACCAUGAGAUUGUGAAGUAUAAGAACAUCAAUGUACUCCUACUGUUAACAGAGCAAAGUGAAGGAACAGCAAGCAACCUCUUUUUUCUAUAUUCUAAGACAAGCAAGUGACCAAACAGCAAGCUAUCUCAUCUCUCUAUAUAUUCUAAGACAAGUAAGUGAAGGGAUGUUCAGCAAGCUAUCUCAUCUUUCUAUAUUUUAAGACAGUAACCUAUGUUGAAAGACAAGAUGCCCACUAGCCAAGACUUGUGAGCAGCCAGUCACUGUCCAUUUAUAGCCAUGAUCUCAGUGGUCAGUUUGGUCAUCUUGGUUACAAUAGCCACUGGUCAGCACAUAUGUGACAACCAAGACACACAGAGGGCCAACCCACCUGUCACUUCUAUACCAGACUACAGAGUGUAUGUGUACGACCUCCCGCCGCGGUUCACCUCUGACCUCCUGAACUGUGCCAAUCUACGCAACUACUGCUUUGACCUGCGCCACCAAGGCAUGGGAGAGCAGCUGUACCAAGAUGGCCCCCUGAGUAUACGUGACACCCACCAGUUCUCACUAGAGGUCCUCAUGCAUCAUAAACUCAUGCACAGUACACGGCGCACAAACAACCCCAGUGAGGCGGACCUAUUCUACAUCCCUUUCUAUAGUGCUCUUACAUGUUUUUGUCGUCAGGGGGACUAUGAUCAGCUGGAGCAACUGUACGCAUACCUGAGAGGUGAGUGGGGGGCGCACUUCCCCUCCAAGCCUCAUUUUGGGAUUCUGUCUAAGAUAGAGCGUGAACAGUAUUCUGUGAACUGUCCCACACUGAGGCACCCAGACAGCCGCCUGGUCACCUGGGUGGGGAUAGAGCAGGAAGUGGUAGAAAACAACAGGAAGUACUAUAACGUAACAGGAGAGCUGGUUGUGGCCCCCUACCCCUCCUAUGGACAUUUUAUACAGGGGGAGAAUAUCACCGCCCCCGCACUGCACUCCUGGCUAUACAACCACACCAGGACAGUAAGGGUUUUCAUGGCUGCAGGAGAACGCAGGUCCAAUCCAUUUCGUAACCUCAUCUUGGAUCAGUUCCCGCCUGCCACUGAUGUUAGCUACACUGAGCACAUGGCGGCGAGAGGCCGUGGAGAGGAGACGGAGAUGGUGUGGCUGAAGACACCAGAGUGCCAGGGAAGGCACAGGAACACCACCAUGCUGUGGAUGAAACAUGCCGUGUUCUGUGUACAACCAUCAGGCGACUCACCAACGAGGAAAUCUUUCUACGACGCCAUCUUGUCUGGCUGUAUUCCUGUGAUAUUUGAAUUCAAAAACAAAGUGAAGUAUCCUUUCAGUGCCAGCAUUGACUACUCCAAGUUCACGGUCAGUAUUCCAGAGGAGAACAUCAAGGCAGGGGUCAGCAUCCUUCACGUCCUGAAUAGGGUGACCAGUGACCAGAUAAAAGACAUGCAGAGACACCUGGUGGCUGUGGCACCACUGCUGCAGUACUCGUACCCUCCACUCACUAGGGGGCACCACGAUGCUGUAGACAUGAUACUCCACGAAAUCGCAAAAAAUGUUUUUUACAAAGAUAACAGCACAGCAAAUACAGCUGAGGGGAAUGAAGGCAAUACAAAUCAAACAAUUCAGUCUAAAAAUUUGGAUCCUACAUCUAAUACACAGCCAUUAGCCUCAAAUUCCAGGGAUUCCCAUGAUGAACUGUGAUAAUCAUUA
Molecule: messenger RNA, 1719 nt
Organism: Lingula anatina
Lineage: Eukaryota; Metazoa; Brachiopoda; Lingulata; Lingulida; Lingulidae
Molecular function (GO): glycosyltransferase activity
Source: RefSeq, a predicted model, not a curated record